AUGGCUUCAUCCGGCAAUCACUCGGAGCAGAAAUGCCAACGCCUGGCGGAGGAGGCCGAAGAGUCAUCUUCCACCUCGGAAACACCCCCCAAAAUUCCAAAGUUGAACCUUCCCGAAUGUCUGGGAAAACAUCUACAAACUACCCUUCGCAACUCGACAGGUUUUUCGAAUGGGUUUUCCAUCGUGAUGGAUAAUACAUAUAGCUACAAGAUCGGCACACAUGACUUCGAACCGGAAGACGUUUUCCACGAGAUUGUGACUUUUACAGACCAACUUGCUUCGUGGCUGAAAGAGCAUACAGACCCUGAGCAUAAAGCGGAACUUGAAGAGUGCAUACUCAACCGUCUUAUUGCCAUGGUAUUUGGAUCAAAUUUGAUUGAGCGCGCUGGCAGCACUGCCACCAUCACCCAUAAACUCUGUUCAGCAGUGUUUCGCGGUGGGGAGAUACCCCAAGACCGAGACGAAGCAAAGGAUUUCUUGGAGCUGAAAGAUGCUCUUUUACGCAAGAAUCUCCCAGCAGACACCAAAGCCAUCUUACGCAGCUGUCGCGAAAUCAUCCAACAUGCAAAAGCUGCCUCCUUCAUAAUAAACCAGCUUUGCAUCUGCGAUCGCGGACUCACCGAGGAUAUCAUACUCCAAACACAUCAAAUUCUCACCUACAAGAUCGAUGCCGAUGAUAUGCCUUGGGAGGAAUACAGCGGUGUCUAUCGCACAGAGGCGGUUUCAGCCGGUCUUCACGAGUUUCCUCACCACACACUGGUCCCGUAUAAAAUGAAGAGCAUAAUCCGCGAGCUUCGUUCAGACCUUAACCAGGCCACCCGCGAUGGGCAAAUCGACCCCAUUGCCACUGCGGCAAAAUACACGCACAUGUUCGUGAAUAUUCAUCCGUUCAUCGACGGGAACGGCCGAAUGUGUCGUUUGAUACUGAACUCGCUCCUGUUGAAACUCGGGAGCUUCAUUGUGCCUAUUGGUGAGGACGAAGAGGAUCGCUCUUUAUACCUUGACGUCGCUGCGAAUGGGAGUGCAGCGGAGGACACUUACGGCGAUCUCGACGAAGAUGAGAAGCCGACAAUGCACGCAGAGCUCGGGAGUUUCAUCAUGUCUCACUUGAAAGGAAGCAUGGAAAAGCUGAUGAAGGCUUUGCGCAAGUGA
Penicillium salamii is the source of this 1152-nucleotide messenger RNA. The record is from the annotation of a GenBank genome assembly. Lineage: Eukaryota; Fungi; Ascomycota; Eurotiomycetes; Eurotiales; Aspergillaceae.